CAGGUAAAACUCUCAGUGUUUCUGACUUACUUCCGUAAUGUUGGACCUUGCUCAACUGUUAUUAUUGUGCUGAUGUUUGCACUUUUUCAAGUAAGUUGGACUCCACAAAGGAUAUUUUUUUAAAAACACAAACAAAAUUGUUAGGGAGCAUUCUAAUAGCAGAUAGAACUCUACAUUGGACUUUUUUAGCAAUUUUGUUCUCUUAUGUCAAAGCUGCCUUGUAGUGAGACUGUUGUGUCAGCUAGUGUUGGAACAUCCUCUAAAUGUAAAAACCCUAGUAAAGUCAAUCAAAUAUCCUAGAUAUAAAAUGGGUUUUAACUGAGACUAAACCAGCCUUGCGAGAAGAUGAUGUAGAGAUUAAUAAGAUAAAGAGAACCGGGCACAAGCAGUUAAAUAACAUAAAUGUAUACCGUAUCCAUAUUUUUUGCCCAUUAAAACUGUAAUGGUGGGAGCCCAGCCCACAACAUAAUCUGCAAUUAGCUGAAUUUAGUUAUCAUCUAGAUUCAUGUUUUAAGAUAUCUGAUCAGCAUGUCUCUUUCACUUCAUCUGAUCCAGGUUGCCAGCGUCCUGGCAAACAUUUGGCUUUCUGAGUGGACAGGAGAUGAACAAAUUGCUUCAGGAAAUUAUACAUAUCAGGAACUAAGAGAGAAGAAUCACCAGUACCUGACAGUGUAUGGUGCCCUAGGAGCAGCACAAGGUAGGUGUAGUAGCCAUCAAAUGCAUGGAAUUAACACAGGAUUAGACUACAAUCUUCAUAGCUGUACAUGUCUUUUAUCUUGGUCAAUUAAUUAGGUGUCAUAAUUUUGUCACAAUAAAUACAUUUAUUAGAUUGGUUUUUUAAAUACAAAUUCCAGGUAUUAAUAAAGUUGAGGAAGUAUUGCAGUUGCAUACAAUUGAGGAUAAAGAGGAAUAAUCAAAAUAGAUGCUUUAAAAUAGUAACAGUAAGAGUUAGUGUGAAAAAUGAGAUCAAGAUUUUUUAAUAAAAUUUAUAACUUUUUCCUGGCUAAACAUCAAUUUUAUACCGGUAUUGCAGCUUUCUUUGUUCUCGUGUAUGCCUGUGUUGGUGCCCUCAGAAUGGUGGCAGCAGCCUCCCUGAUGCAUUCCUCAAUGUUGGACAGAGUCUUGAAGGCACCCAUGAGCUUCUUUGACACGACACCCAUCGGUAGAAUCGUAAACCGUUUUUCACGAGAUGUGGAAACUUUGGACAACCAGCUACCUCAGAUCAUUUUCAUGUGGAUUAUGUGUGUGUUCUCUGUUCUGGCUACUCUUGUAGUCAUUAGCAUCAACACACCAAUAUUCACCAGUGUCAUAUUACCCCUCUUUGUGGCUUAUCUGGCUGUGCAGGUAGGUUAUCUGCUCAUUAGUAUGACGCAGUUAGAAAUGCAUUAAAAGCUUUUUUAAAAGGCCACAUUAAUUGUAAAACAUAUUUUUUCCAGUCUAUUCAUAAAGAUUUGCAUAUAAAAUUCAUUAAUUUAUUAUAAGAGCUACAGAGGUAGAAAAAUUCAAGGCCCCAACUCUACAUUACAAUUUCUAAAAAAAUUCAAAUCUUAAAGUUGUAGAAAAGUUUUAACUUCUUCUGACUCAAAGCCAACUAUGGCUGACCUCUUGUCAUUAUUUCCACAUGCCAAGUCUGACAAGAAAUCAAUUUUUUUAAAUGUGCAAUAAUACACUAGUUCUUUAUUGACUUAGUUAAAUUUGACUUAAUGAUGCCUAUAUAUUUGACUUAUUUAGUUAUUUAUAUGUAAGAAAAAUAUAUAAAGCAAAUAUCAAAUCCAAUAAUUUAAUAUAAUAUCUCAAAUUGUUUUAUAAAUUUAAUUUAAUGUACAUUUCCCUUUAAGUUUUUGUUGAGGAUUCUUAUUUUAGUCCACGCUUAUAUUUUAAAUGGCUUUCACUCUUAAUAUUUUUAUUUUGUAUAGGUACGCUUAACAUUUUUAUUUCAAACGUUGGCUUUUGUUUAGUGGUUGGUGUUGAGGAGAGGGUUUCACUUAUUUGCUGUAUAAAUUCAGUGCACUGAAGCAUUACUUGAUAUUUCAAACAUUUUUAUUGAAAACUUUCACUCAGUUCUUUACUUAACCUCCAGCGUUUCUUUGUGCCAACAUCUCGCCAACUGAAAAGACUGGAGGCCAUCACAAGAUCACCGAUUUAUUCUCACUUCUCUGAAACGUUGACCGGGUCCCAUGUGAUUCGAGCCUUCAACGUCAUUGACAGGUUUUGUCAGGUCUGCAUUGAACGCAUUGAUAGGAACCAAGUGUUUUACUUUGCUGGGAUAACAGCCAAUAGGUAA
Messenger RNA from Lymnaea stagnalis (great pond snail), 2284 nucleotides. NCBI's taxonomy places the organism in Eukaryota, Metazoa, Mollusca, Gastropoda, Lymnaeidae. The record is from the annotation of a GenBank genome assembly.